CUACCAGCUAACCAAUAGGUCUGCUUAAACCUUUACAAAUGGAAUCAGCUAAUCACUAACUCAAGCAGAGAUGAUAUAAACACAAAGGAGUGAAUUGAAGACGCUUAUUCGAAAAUAAGAAUCGUUAUAUUUCACUGAUAACUAGCGGUCAGAUUACUAUCUAAACGUCUAAGCGCUCAUUGUUGCCAGCUUAUUUUAAACAAAGCAUCAUGACGUUUCAGAUGUGUAUUUUACUAAUAACACUGCUAAUUAUGGUGAAAAUUGAUAAUUCUGUUGCUGUUAACUGUUUCACAUGUAACCCUUGCCCGAGUCCAUUUAUCCCUUCAUCCAGUUUAAUUAGAAAUAUGACUGGUUGUGGUUCAUGUGCAAAACUUGAUGUCAGAGGUAUGCCAACUCCAAUUAGAGAUUGUGUCGAAACAUGCGAUCGUUAUACAUGGGCAAAUAAAUACACUCAAUAUGCUUACAGUUGUUGUACACGAAAUUUCUGCAAUAAAAGCCAAACAAAUUAUCCAACUUAUCAAAUGAUAUUCACAAUUUUAUCGAUUAUCUGUUUUUAUAUUACUAAAAGCAGUUCAAAGGGUUGACAGUAUUCAAACAAUUCUUCUCUUCCAACCUUUUCUAUGUAUUUUCUCAUGUUCUCAUUGAUUCGUCUGCAUCGCUUUCAGUUUGUUUAGUCUGAGCAUUUAUGUUCAAUGUCUACUUGUGUAAUAAGGAAAACAACAGCAUCUCAUUUGUGAAGCGCAACAUUUUUUUAUCACACUACUCAACUACUACUACUAUUAAAUAAUUUCUAUUCAAUUAUCAAUACAAUAAUUCUAAAAAAAAUGUUGAGAUGCACGUGUUUGGUUAGAGGUAGACAGUUUAUGGUUAAUUUGAUUACAAUUAUUUGAUCUAUAAAUAUGGAGGUGAU
Trichobilharzia szidati is the source of this 910-nucleotide messenger RNA. The record is from the annotation of a GenBank genome assembly. NCBI's taxonomy places the organism in Eukaryota, Metazoa, Platyhelminthes, Trematoda, Strigeidida, Schistosomatidae.